GAUGAAAGAACGCAAGCGAUCGUACAAAAUUAAUUAACAACAAGCAUUUCAGGCAUUCAAAAUUUGAUAGUCUUAUGAUGGGAACUAAGGGAACGCAGGUGACGGGUAAACCAAAGGCUGAGACGAAAUCUGGACCGUGUCCUUGGCUUUGUAACUUGGUGCCAUCGAAUGUUCCUGGGCCCGGAGCCGCUCAAGCUGUACUGCAUCCUAAAAAAGAUGUGUUCGUACUUAAAGUGGCGAAAGUGGGACCGAAUGGUGACCGUCGCGUGAAAAUGGAGUUAGAACUGGUGACACCAAAGGGACCUGAGAAGAAGCCCCUCUGCCGCAUCGACACGAGGGAAACACAGUGCGAGCCAGACCCUCCACCCUGCUGCUGUGUUAAACCUAAAAAGAAAAAGAAAUAGGGCAUAGACGGGCACCCCAGCUUAUCUCAAAAUAAUUGCCGUAGUCAUAACAAACAGCCAAUUAUAUUAAUGAAUUAUUUAA
Messenger RNA from Colias croceus (clouded yellow), 486 nucleotides. RefSeq lists its product as uncharacterized. The coding region runs from base 75 to 404 and encodes 109 amino acids. The transcript is spliced from 2 exons. Lineage: Eukaryota; Metazoa; Arthropoda; Insecta; Lepidoptera; Pieridae. The record is from RefSeq and is a predicted model, not a curated record.